Fonsecaea nubica is the source of this 1179-nucleotide messenger RNA. RefSeq lists its product as hypothetical. NCBI's taxonomy places the organism in Eukaryota, Fungi, Ascomycota, Eurotiomycetes, Chaetothyriales, Herpotrichiellaceae. Gene Ontology annotation, biological process: transmembrane transport; carbohydrate transport. Bases 1 to 1179 code for a protein of 392 amino acids. Gene Ontology annotation, molecular function: carbohydrate:proton symporter activity. Gene Ontology annotation, cellular component: membrane. The record is from RefSeq and is a predicted model, not a curated record. The transcript has 4 exons.
AUGGCUUCUCCAGAGAAGAUCUCUGAUCCUACGGCGCAGACCGUUGAGCGCAUUGGCUCAAUCGACAAGAGCAAAGAUAACGAAAGACUAACCAUCUACCUUGUGUCGCAGGUCGUCGCGGUCAAGGAAGUCAGAGGCAGCGAGGCCUUCAACGAGGCUUUGAUCCAGGAAGAUGUGCCAAUGUUGCACCCGCGCACUCUGCAGCUGUUCGCCUGCCUGCUCAUUGGCUUCUUCUGCCAGACGAUGAACGGCUACGACACGAUGUUGUUCGGUGGACUGCUCAACAACAAGGAAUACUUCCUCAAGCACUUCCAUGGGGAGAACAAGGGUAUCUGGGCAGGUCUCAUCACCUCCAUGUACCAGAUCGGUGGUGUCUCUGCCUUGCCUUUUGUCGGGCCCUGCAUUGAUCAGUGGGGACGCCGCGUGGGCAUGUUUAUUGGCAGCAUCCUCAUCAUCGUCGGCACCGUUGUGCAGGGCUUGACUUCUGCCAAUGCCUCCGAGGGCCAGAUGAUGGGCGGUCGAUUCGUCCUGGGAUUUGGCGUCACCAUCGCCGCGGCAGCCGGCCCCAUCUGGAUUGUGGAAACGGCCCAUCCCAAGUAUCGUGGUAUCAUUACUGGUCUCUGCAACACCACCUGGCUCGCUGGCUCGAUCUUGUCCUCUGGGGCAACCCGAGGUGGUCUCAACAUCAAAGGCAACAACUCUUGGCUCAUCCCCAUCUGGCUGCAGAUGGUCUUCCCGGGCUUCAUUGCCAUUUUCGCCUUCUUCCUACCCGAGUCUCCCCGGUGGGUGUAUGCCAGCGGAAAGCGCCAGAAGGCCCAUGACAUCCUCACCAAGUGGCACGGCUAUGGCAAUCCCGAUUCCGCCUGGGUCAGACUCCAGCUCACUGAGUAUGAAGAGUAUCUCGAGUUGGACGGCUCCGACAAACGCUGGUGGGACUACCGUGCGCUCUUCAACAAGAAGUCGAGCCUCUACCGCACCGCGGUCGCUUGCUGGUUCUCUGCAUUCACACAAUGUGCGGUAACGGCCCUCUUUCGUACUUCAUGUCGGCCGUCCUCGACACGGCCGGCGUCAACACCUCGAUCGGCAAGGCCAACGUGCAGCUCGGCUACAGCGUCGAGCAGUUCUGCUUCGCCGUCUUCGGCGCGCAUUUCGUCGAGCGAUUCGGCCGCCGCAAGAUGA